CAUAGAUGCCGCUACCCACCGUUGAAAGCCUCCUCCCUCGGAUUGCGACGAUAAAGAGCACGUUGUUCCUCUCCGUAUUGGUCUGCGACGUCACUCUCUUCAACCGUGCCAUUCACCCAUACACAUUAUUCACCAUCCAUCACUUGGCAUGCCUCACCCUGCUCCACCACGGUCUUCUUAUCUGCCUGUCCAUGAAAUGGCCCAAGGCAGUCGUCAGUCGCACGGGCACAUACAGCGUCUGGGCCAUAUUCCUCUCUUGGGUCGCUGUGGCGUGUCUCUUUAUCGCUGCCGUCGGUCGGGGUGUGUGUAUGCUUGAUCUGGACGAUGAGCGUGUUAGGUUGUUCGGGAUGGUAUUGAGGCCGACGGAGGUGCCUGUGCAGCUGCUGAUUGGCCUGUUUUCGUUGAUUGCCCAGCUUUAUCUGUUGGCGGCGAUAUGCAGGGAGUGCUAUGACGUUCGGGAGCUUUUGCAGGGAAGUGGGGAAGUUGUGCCUGAUGAUGAUGAGGAGGUGUUGUUGCCUUGUAAGACUACUUCGGAAAAGAUGGGUUAG
Messenger RNA from Laccaria bicolor S238N-H82, 548 nucleotides. RefSeq lists its product as uncharacterized. The transcript has a single exon. The record is from RefSeq and is a predicted model, not a curated record. The coding region runs from base 6 to 548 and encodes 180 amino acids. Lineage: Eukaryota; Fungi; Basidiomycota; Agaricomycetes; Agaricales; Hydnangiaceae.